AUGAUCAAUGCUGCCAGGCUAGAAAAGAGGAGCGGGGAGGCAUUUCAGCCUUCCCACCAGUACGAGAUCAACUUCAAGGCUCGCCAGACCUCCUCGUUCAGGUUGCCUGAGCACACCUGCCAAUUCAUAGACAUUGGCCGGCUUCUGAACGUCGAUGACAUGAAGGAGCUGAAACAGCUUGAGAGUGCGAGCGAUGAAUUGGGAGAAGAGGUUUGGAAGUUCCUCAAGGGCAAGAAAUUGCAAACUACAGAAUUGUGCUCGCGGCACAAGCAAAGGUACGAUGUCUUCAUCCUUGAGAAGUACUUCAGCGUGGUUGAUGACCCCGAAGCGGUCUACUUGGAAUUGUCAACAAUGCUUCAAGACAAAAUAUCCCCAGUGAAGAUGGAGCAUAUUGCUUGGGUCACUGAGGAGCGGGAUCUCUUGGAAGAGAUCUCUGAAAGCGCCAACAAGAAUGCUGCAGCACCAACGGGCAAAGUGACAGCUGAGCACUUGAAAGAUUGGUUGCAGUUCCUGAGUGCUACUGAGUUGCAAAACUAUGAGGCCUACCUUGAGAAGUUGGGUUUGGGAAGCACUCCGAGGGAAGAACGUCCUCUACGAGCAGUGGCCGUGGGGCAAAAUCCUGACAAACUAUUUAUGGCUGGUUCGGAGAAGUCACUCCCAGCCUUUGUUGGGGUUCAGGCUGCUCUCUGGAUUCGCGAUGCCCAGAAGGAGCUAGAAGGGGCCUCGAGGAAAGUCUUGCAGAGCCAUUUGCAGGCUGCAGGCGUCAAAGUUCCCAGGACCAAGGAUGAUAUGGCAACUGCGCUGAUCCGUUUCCGCUACAAAGCCAAAGAUUUUGGCUGCAUCUGCUGCCAGGAG
Molecule: messenger RNA, 855 nt
Organism: Durusdinium trenchii
Lineage: Eukaryota; Dinophyceae; Suessiales; Symbiodiniaceae
Source: the annotation of a GenBank genome assembly